This is a messenger RNA of Diprion similis, 2893 nucleotides long. RefSeq names its product dipeptidyl peptidase 3 (gene DppIII). The coding region runs from base 204 to 2402 and encodes 732 amino acids. Gene Ontology annotation, molecular function: metalloexopeptidase activity; dipeptidyl-peptidase activity. NCBI's taxonomy places the organism in Eukaryota, Metazoa, Arthropoda, Insecta, Hymenoptera, Diprionidae. Gene Ontology annotation, biological process: proteolysis. Gene Ontology annotation, cellular component: cytoplasm. The record is from RefSeq and is a predicted model, not a curated record. The transcript has 5 exons.
GAAACUACACACGACACCAACGACCGGCGAAAAAUAAUCGUUUAGGUUAAGUUAUCAGUAACGUAAUCGUGUCAGUUUUAUAAUCGCGUAUAAUUUUGAGCCCAGUUCGGCAUUCUUCGUCCCGAAGAUAAAAAGUACAAAACUGUUUGUUGUGAAACGGUCUUGAAUAAUUCCAGAUUUAAAGCCAGUCUCGCGCCUUCGCUAUGACGUCAGACGAUCAUUCUCACUUCACGCUUCCCAACAACCAGCCAGUCGUCGCCUUAGAAUGUGAAACUGCCUUCAACGCCUUGACUACCAAAGAGAAGCUCUACGCUCACUAUCUCAGCCAAGCAGCCUGGAACGGAGGUCUGAUCGUCCUGAUCCAAACCUCUCCCGAAUCGCCUCUAAUCUUUGCGCUCCUCCACUCGAUCUUCUCUGCCGAGCCAAUUUCAGACCUCAAAAAGUCUGCACUUACUGCCGGAGUGACCGACGAUGAAUUUACGGCAUUUCUGGUCUACGCAGCAGGGCUUUUGUCCAAUGCAGGAAACUACAAAUCUUUCGGAGAUAGCAAGAUCGUGCCAAACCUGGAGAAGAAAAAGUUUGAGGAUAUCGUCAAGGCCUCCAAGGCUUACGCGCAAAGUUUACAAGACAUACAGUCUCUUUGGAGUAAAGUAGAAGCGAGGCUCUACUCUCUUGACGACAGAGCAAAGUCGCUCGGCCUUGGCGACAAGGGGACAACGACUUACUUCUCUGCCAACUGCACGACGGAAGAUGCUGACCUGGUGAACAGGUUCAUGCAGAGCAAGGGAAUGGAGUCGUACAACGCGCGGUGCUUUAAGACGGUACAGCCUGUGACUGACCCUGGCAAAAAGGGCUCCGUGACGUACGAGAUCAGACUGGCAUCCGUAAUGACUGGAGACGAUCCAAAGGUUACAUUGCGUGAAGAAACGUUCGAAGAGUCAAAGUUCAGGGUAACAAGAGGCGACUACAGCAAGCUGCUCGUUCCUGUUGUGGAUAACUUGAGAAAAGCGAAAGAGUACGCGUCCAACGAGACGGAGAAACAAAUGUUGGACAAGUAUAUCAGCCAUUUUAGUAGCGGUUCGCUGAACGAGCAUAAGGAUGGAUCGAGAUUUUGGAUCAAGGAUAAGGGGCCGGCAAUAGAGACCUACAUCGGAUUCAUAGAGACGUACAGAGACCCUGCAGGGCAGCGGGGCGAGUUCGAAGGGUUCGUAGCGAUGGUGAACAGCGAGAUGUCUCAGAAGUUCACUACGCUUGUUAAUCGGGCCGAAGAGCUACUGACAAAACUGCCCUGGGGCAGGGACUUUGAGAAGGACGAGUUCUUGCGGCCGGACUUCACCAGUUUGGACGUCCUGACUUUUGCCGGCUCAGGCAUUCCCGCCGGUAUAAACAUUCCCAACUAUGACGAGAUCCGUCAGUCGGAGGGUUUCAAGAACGUCUCCUUGGGAAACGUCAUACCUGCGAACAUGAAGCAGGAUGUAAUACCGUUUUUGUCCAACGAGGAUCAGGCGCUAAUGAACAAGUUCAGGAUUCAGAGUUUCGAAGUGCAGGUCGGACUCCAUGAGCUUCUUGGUCACGGCAGUGGAAAGCUCUUCAGAAAGCUGCCCUCCGACAAGUUCAACUUCGAUAUUGAGCGUGUGAAAAAUCCGCUCAACAGGGAGCCGAUCACCAAGUAUUUCAACGAGGGUGAAACAUACGAUUCUAAAUUUGGCGCUAUGGGUUCCACCUAUGAGGAGUGCCGGGCCGAAGCUGUUGGCCUGUAUCUCAGCUUGGAGAAGGAUAUAAUAAAGAUAUUUGGGUACGAAGGACAGGAUGCGGAUGACAUAAUAUAUGUAAACUGGCUCAGUCUAUUGUGGAACGGAUGUGCCAAGGCCCUCGAGAUGUAUCAACCGUCGACGAAGAAGUGGCUUCAAGCUCACUCUCAGGCACGCUACGUCCUACUCAGAGUCUGUCUGGAAGCAGGCGAGGGGCUGGUCAGUGUCGUCGAAAGCGAGCCGGGCAAGAACCUGAGGAUUGUUUUGGACAGGAGCAAAGUAGCCACGGUCGGAAAGACCGCGGUCGGACAAUUUCUCACAAAAUUACAAGUCUACAAGAGCACAGGCGAUGUCGAAGCGGCUAAAGCCAUGUACGACAAGUAUAGCGAGGUCCCUGAAUCCGGUCCUCAGCCCUGGGCUCUUUGGAGGAAAAUUGUGCUCGAUCAUAAACAGCCGAGAAAAAUAUUCGUGCAGUCUAACACCUUCGCGAACAGUGAGGCUGGUAAGCCACCCACUAGCGUGACGUUGAAGAACUACGAGCCGACGUUUAAUGGUCUGAUCGAGUCCUGGGUGGAUCGUUUCCCGUCUACCGAGGUGACCACGACCCUUCUCGAACUGUGGGCAAAGGACCAGAAAUACUUUUCAGAAUAGGAAAAAGAACGCCACUGCAUAAAUUUGCGUCAAUUCAGGGUGUUGCUUGUGAUACCGUGGUAUCGAUACUUACCAUGGAGUAAACAAAUUUUUCAACCUUUGUCUUUGAUGGAGGUGAGUUCUCGGUGUUGAAGGUCAAUAAGAACGGCAUUAAUAAUUCUGACCUUUUACCCUGGGGGUGUAAGGCUCUUCUUAGAACUAAAAUUUAUUAUAUUUAAGAAUUCAAACAAAGGGAACAGAGAAUGCGGCAAGAAAUGGUGGCAAAUUUAUAAUAUACUACCAGUAAUCCCGGAUACGCAUUACUGUGACUUAGCUCAAAAUAAUGAUCUGCAAAAAACUAAACAAAAAGAUUUUUUUCUCUAGUUAAUUAGAGAUGCAUCAAAAUCCAUUGAAAAUCAGUCAAUUACACAUAAAAGACAAACAGAAACUUUCGUAAAUUAUUUGUAUCCGGUAUUCAAGCCUCGGUCGUUUUCAUCCUCCCAAAAGGCUGA